AUGGCGCCUAAGAGGUCUUCAAUACCAACCUCGAUAGACGAGCUCCCUUCGUCCGAAGAAGUCAAGGAACAAGUCAAAGAAAAAGCAAAGGGCGCCUUCUCAGGCCUUCGCUCUCUUGCAGCUGGCGGUGUCGGAGGUGUUUGCGCCGUCGUAGUCGGUCAUCCAUUCGACCUGGUGAAAGUACGGCUACAGACGGCUGAAAAGGGUGUCUAUUCGGGUGCCAUCGAUGUGGUCAAGAAAACAGUCGCUCGAGAGGGUCUUGCUCGGGGUCUCUAUGCAGGCGUCUCUGCACCGCUCGUCGGCGUGACGCCCAUGUUUGCAGUCAGUUUCUGGGGGUAUGAUAUGGGAAAGCGGCUGGUUGAUACGUUCACCACGGUGCCUGUGAAGAACAACACUCCACAGUAUAGCAUUGGACAAAUAUCAGCGGCGGGGUUCUUCUCGGCUAUUCCCAUGACGCUUAUUACUGCACCGUUUGAGCGUGUGAAGGUGCUUCUCCAGAUUCAAGGCCAGAAAGAACUCGCGCCGGGCGAGAAGCCGAAAUACGCUGGCGGAAUUGAUGUCGUAAGACAGCUGUACAAGGAGGGUGGAAUCCGCUCUGUGUUCCGAGGGAGCGCCAUGACGCUGGCGAGAGAUGGACCUGGCUCGGCGGCGUACUUUGCUGUGUAUGAGUACGUCAAGCGCAGUCUGUCACCGAAGGACGCCGAGGGUAAUGCGACAGGGGAAUUGAGCCUGCCAGCUGUCAUGACUGCUGGUGCUUGUGCUGGUGUGGCCAUGUGGAUUCCUGUGUUCCCUGUCGAUACCAUCAAGAGCAGGAUUCAGACGGCCGAGGGACGACCAACUAUCUCCGGUGUUAUUUCACAAGUGUACAGGUCGGGGGGUGUCAAGGCUUUCUUCCCUGGAUUUGGACCCGCGUUGGCGAGAGCCGUCCCUGCGAAUGCGGCGACGUUUGUCGGCGUGGAACUGGCGCACAAGGCAAUGAACUCCGUCCUUGGCUGA
Cladophialophora yegresii CBS 114405 is the source of this 996-nucleotide messenger RNA. RefSeq names its product solute carrier family 25, member 46. Bases 1 to 996 code for a protein of 331 amino acids. Lineage: Eukaryota; Fungi; Ascomycota; Eurotiomycetes; Chaetothyriales; Herpotrichiellaceae. Gene Ontology annotation, cellular component: mitochondrial envelope. The transcript has a single exon. Gene Ontology annotation, biological process: carnitine transmembrane transport; mitochondrial transport. Gene Ontology annotation, molecular function: O-acyl-L-carnitine transmembrane transporter activity. The record is from RefSeq and is a predicted model, not a curated record.